Molecule: messenger RNA, 1023 nt
Organism: Penicillium cinerascens
Lineage: Eukaryota; Fungi; Ascomycota; Eurotiomycetes; Eurotiales; Aspergillaceae
Product: aldo/keto reductase
Exons: 2
Coding region: 1-1023 (340 amino acids)
Source: RefSeq, a predicted model, not a curated record
AUGAGCCUAUAUCAGUAUCUGGGCAAGUCUGGCCUCAAAGUUUCAAGAGUUAUUCUUGGAGCAAUGAGCUAUGGGGCACCAGAAUGGCAAGGUUGGGUUCUAGACGAAGAAGAUUCACUUCCUCUACUCGAAUAUGCAUACAACGCCGGAAUCCGCACUUGGGACUCUGCAGAUCUCUAUUCUCACGGACAGUCUGAACACGUUAUUGGUGAAGCUAUCAAGAAGUACAACAUUCCUCGAGAAAACCUCGUCAUCCUCACAAAGAUCUACUUCGGUGUUACGACAAACUGUCCAUUAAACCAGCCAGGCAUGACCGCUCAGAACGAUGGCGAUCUUCUCAACCAAGUCGGCUUAAGUCGUAAACAUAUUCUCGAUGCCGUCGAUAAGAAUAUUGCAAGACUUGGAACCUAUAUCGAUGUGUUACAGAUCCAUCGCAUGGAUCGUUCGAUACCACCAGAGGAGAUCAUGCGAGCUUUAAAUGAUGUUGUUGAAUCUGGAAAAGCACGAUACAUCGGAGCGUCCAGUAUGGCAGCAUGGGAAUUUCAACAGCUACAAAAUAUUGCUGAUCGCCAUGGCUGGCAUAAGUUCAUCUCUAUGCAAAACUACUUCAACUUGAUCUACAGAGAAGAAGAACACGAAAUGAUUCCGUACUGCAACUACACUGGUAUCGGCUUGAUUCCCUGGUCGCCUGUUGCACGUGGCCCCUUGACCCGCCCAUGGGGUACUCGAAACACUCUUCGAGAAGAGAAGGAUGCUCUUCUCCACAUGAUAGUUCGGUCAAGAGAUGAUAAGAUCGAUGAAGAAAUUAUCAAUCGUGUUGAGGAGGUUUCAAAGAAGCUCGGAAAACAUAUGGCUCAAGUAGCGAUCGCUUGGAUUCUGAGCAAGAACAUGUGUCCCAUCGUUGGCCUGAACAAGAAAGAGAGGAUUGAUGAGGCUAUUGAAGCGACCAAGAUCAAGCUGACCGAGGAGGAUCUCAAUUACCUCGAGGAACCGUAUUUGCCCAAGACGCGACUGGAACUAUGA